This is a messenger RNA of Girardinichthys multiradiatus, 1665 nucleotides long. RefSeq names its product succinate receptor 1-like. Gene Ontology annotation, biological process: G protein-coupled receptor signaling pathway. NCBI's taxonomy places the organism in Eukaryota, Metazoa, Chordata, Actinopteri, Cyprinodontiformes, Goodeidae. The record is from RefSeq and is a predicted model, not a curated record. Gene Ontology annotation, molecular function: G protein-coupled receptor activity. Gene Ontology annotation, cellular component: plasma membrane.
AUGUCUAAACCCUUUAAGCUUAAGGUGGAUGCUAGUGCUGUGGGAGCUGGAGCUGUUUUGCUACAGGAAGGUGAAGACGGAGCUGAUCAUCCGGUCUGCUACUUUUCCAGUAAAUUCAACAAAAGUCAGUUAAAUCACUCCAUCAUUGAAAAGGAAACCCUGGCUUUACUUCUGGCCCUUCAGCACUUUGAGAUGUACAAUCACAAUCAAAGACUCAUGCGUUGGGCUUUAAUGGACCAGGAUUACAAACUUGACAUCAAACACAAACGAAGAGCAGCCAACUUAGUACAAAUAGUGGUGGCACCGGCUCAUUUUCUCAUACCUGUUCACGCCAGCAGAAACUACAGGAAUCACACGAUGGUGUUCAACUGCACACAGACAAAUAAAGAGCUGGAGAAAUACUACUUGUUGCCAUCCUAUGCAGUUGAGUUCUGCAUUGGAUUCCCCAGCAACCUUGUGGUUGCGCUUGGCUACAUAUUUUGCUUACAGGAGUGGCAGAGCUGUAAUAUUUACAUCUUUAACCUGGCUAUCUCCGACCUUGUUUUCCUCUGCACUCUGCCACAUCUCUGCUACCUUUAUGCAAAUAACGCCAUCACAAAUUCCUCUGUUUGCAUUAUCAACCGCUAUAUCCUGCAUGUCAAUCUUUAUUCCUCCAUCCUCUUCAUGGUUUGGAUUAGCAUGGAUCGUUACCUGCUUAUAAAACAUCCGAUGAAAAACCACUACCUGCUGAGACCAAGAGUAGCCCUGAUUGUUACAGGCUUGACCUGGCUGGUUGUAAAUCUGGAAGUUGCUCCGAUGAUAGCCCUGAUGGUUCAGGACUUACAGAGACAGAAUUCAAGCCUGUGCAACGAUUUUGCCAGCCUCAAAGGAUAUUUUAGUUUACUGGACUACAGCUUGGCCUUAACUAUAACUGGCUACAUUCUCCCUCUGCUUGCACUUUGUGUCUUUUCCCAGCAAAUUUUCCAUCUGCUUCAUAUGCAGGAAAGAGCUGUACAGCACCGGACAUCCUACAAGAGGCCACUCAGGGUUGUUAUGUCAGCAGCGGUUAUGUUCUUCGUCCUCUACACCCCGUACCACGUGCUGAGAAAUGUCAGAAUUGCAUCUCAGAAGCCCUCGGCUUGGUUUCACAGUUGUACAAAAGUUUACAUAGAAGCAAUGUACAUCUUGGCCCGACCGUUAGCAUUUUUGCAUAGUGUCAUUAACCCAGUCUUCUACUUUUUUAUGGGUGACACGUUCAGACAGCUCCUAAUCUCUAAAAUCAGAAAGAUAAAACAGACAGAACUGAAAAGAGACUUGGCCUGAACAUGUUUACAGAAGUCUUGCACAUCACACUAACACACACUUUGCCAUUACAAACACAAGAUGUCAGAUAGUGUUUCAUAAUCUUAAAAUGCGAAUUAUGACAAGCAUUAUUUUGUUACAUACAAAACGUUUGAUGAUUUUGUCUUAAAACAAAGAAAUAUAUUUACAUUUUAUCCAAGUUCAGAACCCACCUGUAGGUGUUUCAUGAGAACGAAUGUUGUUGCUUAUGUCUAGUAGCCAAUGAAACAGAAUAACCCUUGAUUUCUGUAAAUAGAGGAAGUAAGCUCUAUGAUCCCCAACAGAAAAAGUUGUACAUCUGUAGAUAUAAUAUCUAUUUUCAAAUUAAAUUUUACAACUGAAAAA